Messenger RNA from Ananas comosus (pineapple), 406 nucleotides. RefSeq lists its product as uncharacterized. The annotation marks the transcript as partial. The record is from RefSeq and is a predicted model, not a curated record. Gene Ontology annotation, molecular function: zinc ion binding; nucleic acid binding. NCBI's taxonomy places the organism in Eukaryota, Viridiplantae, Streptophyta, Magnoliopsida, Poales, Bromeliaceae. The transcript has a single exon.
AUGGCCCGUCAGUGCGCGGAAGGAGUGCCACCUGCCCCGUCGGUUGCAUCUGCCCCAGAGAUUCAGCGACAGUUUGGUAGAGUUCCGUCUGCUACCGCCGUAUCUGCGGGGUGUGUGAUUUGUGGAGGAUCCCACCAGGCGUGGCGGUGUGCGCUGCGAAAGGGAAGGUGUUUUCGUUGUGGGCAGUCUGGCCACGUGAGACAUGAUUGCCCCUUGAGUGAUGGACAACUCCCGCCGACAGCGUCGACAUUCACCUCUUCGGGACAGAUGGUGGAUGUGCAGCCUGUGGCACAGUCUGGAGGGCUGAGGGUGGUUGAGCGGCCGGAGGACUUUCAGGGAGCGCCAAGCGGCCCUGGAUACGCGGCUCAAGUCGAGGAACCUGCUGCUGUUGGUGAUGUUACCGCAG